AAUGUUGUAAACUUGGUCGAUAAUAUUUCCUUAGCAUUCGCACUUCUGACUUCCUCCAUCCUCUAUAAAAAAAAAACCCUAAUAACCCAAAUUAAGCCGGCCAUUUCCGAAUCUUGUACCUCAGAAGCAGUGCAAUGGGUACCCCAAAGUUGAUGCCUUUUUUCAUCCUUGUAAUCUUCCACACAAUGCUUUCUUACGGCUCGGGUUCGAAUUCGGAUCAUAUUUAUCCAUCUGGGAAAGGAAUCAGAGCAGCCUAUUUUCCAUCAUCUAAUUCGUUCUCACCAUCCUCUAUAGACACCCAAUACUUCACCCACAUCUACUAUGCUUUCCUCCAACCCGAAUCCACCACUUACAAACUCAACGUCACCGAAUUCGACCAAGCGAGAAUACCCGAAUUCAUCAAAGCGCUCCGGAGCAAAAACCCGCCUGUCACAACACUCCUGUCCAUGGGAGGCGGCGGUAACAAUGCAACCGUGUUUGCACUCAUGGUUUCCACCCAGGCGACCCGGGAAGUUUUCAUCAACUCAACAAUUCAGGUGGCACGGAAAUAUGGCUUCCAAGGGGUUGACUUGGAUUGGGAGUUUCCUAAAGAUGCCCUGGAAAUGUCAAAUCUUGCCUUGUUGUACAAGGAAUGGAGAAAGGCUCUGGAUAAUGAGGCUAGAGUUUGCGGUAAACCCCGUUUACUUUUAACCUCCGCGGUAUAUUACGCAUCGAAAUUUACUUUUUACGGCGGUCCGAGAUCGUAUCCGGCCGGGGCAAUAAGUAAAUAUUUGGAUUGGGCCAGCCCAAUGUGCUUUGAUUAUCAUGGGUCAUGGGAAAAUUUCACCGGGAUGAAUGCUGCGUUGGAUGAUUCCAAGAGUAAUAUUAGUACUCAUUAUGGAAUCGGGUCAUGGAUCGAAGCCGGUGUCCCGUCCAAAAAGCUCGUCAUGGGUCUGCCUUUGUACGGGCGGACUUGGACGCUCAAGGACUCGAAAGUGAACGGAAUCGGGGCACCGGCUUUGGGUAUGGGCCCUGGGGAUGGUGUUUUGGUUUAUCACCAAAUACUUCAUUUUAACAACAGAACCAACGCAACUGUUGUGUAUGAUACCGAAUCAGCGUCUUACUAUUCUUAUUCGGGUAGCUCUUGGGUCGGGUAUGAUGGUGUCCGGUCCGCGAACAUGAAGGUCCGGUUCGCCAAGUCGUUGGGCUUGGGCGGAUACUUUUUUUGGGCUCUGGGCCAGGACAAUGAAUGGGCCAUAUCAAAACAAGCUUCUAAUGCUUGGAAAUACUGAGGAUUUAUUUUUAAGGGAAUAUGAAUGCGCCAAAUCCCGAGCUUCGUGGUAUAUUCUCUAUUAGUAUCCAUCUCAUUACGCAUCGAGACAAUGUUAUCAACUCCACAAGUAAUAAAAUACAUUUAUUUGUAUAA
This is a messenger RNA of Malus domestica (apple), 1405 nucleotides long. RefSeq names its product class V chitinase CHIT5a-like. Gene Ontology annotation, biological process: carbohydrate metabolic process; chitin catabolic process. NCBI's taxonomy places the organism in Eukaryota, Viridiplantae, Streptophyta, Magnoliopsida, Rosales, Rosaceae. Gene Ontology annotation, cellular component: extracellular region. The record is from RefSeq and is a predicted model, not a curated record. Gene Ontology annotation, molecular function: chitinase activity; chitin binding.